AGGAGGUGUAGCGAAGCACGCCCAGGACCGCCUUUGCCGCCGCCGCCAAAAGCAGUGACCCAGCCGACGAGAAGGAGACGAGAUGGCCCCCGAACGACGCGUGCCCAUCCAGAAGUCCGACCUCAGCAUCCUGGACAAUGAGUUCAGCUCGAUCCGGGAGCGUUUCGAGGCCGAGAUGCGCAAGAUGGAGGAGGAGAUGUCGCGCUUCCGCUCCCAGCUCAUGGACCACGAGCGCGACUUCUUCGCCAAGAGCAAUGCGCCGCUCCAGGUGGGUCCGGGCGCCCCAGGAGGGCCCCCCGGUGCUGUGCAACCUGCUGCUGCAGUGAGUGGUGCAUGGCUUCUCGCACGCCUUGCCGUCUUCUUCCUUCUUCUCCUUCCUCACAACCUGCUUCGUUCGCUUCGAAAGUAACGGAAA
Rhipicephalus sanguineus (brown dog tick) is the source of this 415-nucleotide messenger RNA. RefSeq lists its product as uncharacterized. NCBI's taxonomy places the organism in Eukaryota, Metazoa, Arthropoda, Arachnida, Ixodida, Ixodidae. The record is from RefSeq and is a predicted model, not a curated record. The transcript has a single exon. Bases 83 to 409 code for a protein of 108 amino acids.